Messenger RNA from Pyricularia oryzae 70-15, 2393 nucleotides. RefSeq lists its product as uncharacterized. Bases 1275 to 2228 code for a protein of 317 amino acids. The transcript has a single exon. The record is from RefSeq and is a predicted model, not a curated record. Lineage: Eukaryota; Fungi; Ascomycota; Sordariomycetes; Magnaporthales; Pyriculariaceae.
UGGUCGUCGAGUCAGGAACAAUGAUUGAAAGAUUUUCGCCGCGCGGAAACCACGGAAUUUAUGUUUUAUCUCUGCAAACUCAUCAAUCAACUCUGUUCCAAAUAAAAUUCACUCCCAAUCCUUGCCAGAUCGUUCAAGGUUUUUGAAUGAUUUUCCCUCUGUUGACGUUUUUCUGUUAGUUUUGAACAACACAGGGCGAUCCAGUCGGGGAUUCGUAUCUGCCGGAACUACGUACCUCGGACGUUGCUUCACCGCAGAAGAGAAAAAAAAAAAAAAAAAAAAAAAAAAAAAAAAAAAAAAAACAGAAAAGGAAAAAAAAGGAGAAAAAAAGAACACUACCGACAGUUUGGGUCCAACGACGGUCCGCGCUGUCGGAUUUUGGGUUUUUGCUUCUUUCGAAACAGCAGACCACUGAUGAGCACCGCUAAGACCAGUCUGGCAGGGAGUGGUGGCAGCAAACGAUGCGCUAAGGCGGUCAUCGAGGCCUUGUAUUGGACGGAUCUCACGCUACAUCGCUGCCAAGACCAACACAGGUAUAGCCACCGCUGAACCGUGCCUUUUGGGCAAUCUCGUCCUGUGUCGUCGUCGUCGUCCCAGGUGGAAGUAACGCCUGGCUUGAUAGGGGGCGUUUUAUCUGUCCAUCACUGGCCCUUUUCCUUUGCUUGGGGGGUUUUUUUUGGGGUUUUUUUUGCCCCGGAUUUGUCGGGUUUCAAAAAACGCCUUGUGGUUGUGCGUUGCCUGCUUUUGUUUGCCCAAGCAAGGUGGGCUAAUACGUCCCAGCAAUGUAUGGUUCUGCCGCUGUUCUUCACUGCCGGCUCACAGUAUCAUAUCAACAAAGAAACCCGACCCGUUGAUGCCCUAUUCGAUCGACCGCCUCUGUUCUACAAUUAUCACAGCGGCAUCUCCUCGAAAUACGUCCAUCCGACUGCUCCAUUUGGCAUUGGAUCUACACCAAACCCCAACUCUAAUCCCAGCGUUUUACAUACAGUCAUACCGGCAGUAAAUUCAUUGGCUAGCUUCACUUUCGGCUGGCUCGACCUCAACAAAGUAUGACAGCAACACUAGUUCUCACUCGGUAUAAGCCAUUUCAGAGAACGUUGUGACCCUAUUUUUUCUCGCUUUAUACCCCAAAACAAACUUUCCGACACCACUCAUAUGCUACUGCUAUAGAGGCAGUCCUCAUUAUCGUUUUUGUCAUUCCAUACAGCUCUGGAUCUUCCCCACACGAGGAAGCCUCUCGCUCCCCAAAGACACUCAACAACCCAUUCUGCAACAUGGCGGGAUCAUCUUCUUCGGCCAGCAGUGUCGUGGAGGACGUCGACGAGCCCAGAGAAAAUGACGAAGAUGUAACCAUGGCUAUAGAUUACCAAACUGGGCCAUCUAUAACCCAGCUGUCUAUUCCUGACAGCAUCCCACCGCAUCCUCCAGAAAUGCGGAGCAUCAUUAGGAGAAUGAGAAGGCAGGACCUACAGCUUCAAUCUAGCCAUAUCUCGCCGGACUCGCCACCAUCGGAAGGUGAGAUGUCACUAGCGGGAUCUGUUUUGGAUUACAGAGAAAAGUGCCAACAAGGAUAUCAAGGUACCGAAGGCUGUACCUCGGAUGCAUCGUCUUCGAUUCUUUUCCCGAAGUGGAUGGAACAACAGGACGUCCAAUUGGAUUUGGACGCCGGCCAAAUGGGUAGCUCUAGCUCCCAGGCCCGAGGAAUCGUCGAAUAUACGGUCACAUCCGCAAACCUAGCUCCAUCAUGGAUCACAACACCUGCUUCGCCCAGCCCCGGAGGUCCGACUCCGGUUAUAAACGAACCGGGUAUCCUAGUGCCCGACACAUGCGAGCCCGCGACCGACAUUGCGAGCGACGACAAUCUGCUGUCUGAAAAGUUCGACCUCACCGCAGACCUCACUCCUGAAUUGCCAAAUAGUGGACUUCAGGCCAUGAUGAUACACGCAAAAUUACGGGCAUCUUUACCGAGAUUGGCGAGCGGUGUCAACCGAAGGGACCUCGUGCGAUUCCAUCUCUCGGACGAGGUCGCUCAGCACUGCUCGAGUCGAGUCCUGAACCGGGUUUACAAACCUGCGCGGACGCGAGUUCGUGGGAGAGUGCCUGCUCGCAAGCCAGCAACACCACCGUCGGGUCCUAGUGAAAAAGGUUCAUCUGCAAAGCCUACGUCGUCAGCAAAGGACAAAGAGUCUUCUUUUGUCGAAACAGGAGGAGCUGCUGCUCUUGCAUGAUUGUUAGCAUUCACUCUGCAGCGUCCAACAAGUCCGGUGUCGCUAUUUUGUUUCUGUCUUUAUUAUUUCCUCGGUCUAUUGCAUGAUGGCGUGCGUUGAUACCCCCCUCUCUUGUUUUCAUUUUUAUUUUAUUUUGAUCGGCGUUAUGAGGUUAUUUGGCGUUGU